UGGGCUUACAUGACAAGCAGGCAAGGCCAGCGGCGUGAGCGAACUAUAUAGGGCGGGGCAGUUAGCUGUAGCCUUUAGCUAGCUUAAGAGAAGGGAGAUCAUCACAUGGAACUUGCCGGGACAUGGAGGAAGGUGAUGCCUUUCAUGGCCAUGGUCUUCCUCCAGUUCGGCUACGCUGGGCUGUUCCUCAUCUCCGUCGUGUCGCUGCGGCAGGGCAUGAGCCACUAUGUCCUCGUCGUCUACCGAAACGCGGUCGCCGCCGUUGUCAUGGUGCCGUUCGCGCUCUGGUUUGAGAGGAAAACAAGGCCCAAAAUGACCCUCUCAGUGUUCUUCAAGAUCCUUGCUCUGGGACUACUUGAGCCCGUGCUUGACCAAAACUUCUUCUACAUGGGAGCCAACUACACAUCUGCAAGUUUCUCGUCAGCACUCACCAACAUAUUGCCUGCUGUAACUUUUGUAAAUGCCAUCAUACUCAGGAUGGAGAGAAUAAACAUCAAGGAGCGUCGGAGCCAGGCUAAGAUUGCCGGCACGGCCAUAACAGUCGGUGGUGCGCUGCUCAUGAUGCUCUUCAAGGGCCCUAUUGUCAACUUCCCAUGGACCAAGCACGUCAGCCACGCCGUCUCCGACAGCGGUGCCCACAACAGCGGCCACUGGCUCAUGGGCAUCUUCAUGAUCCUGUUAAGCUGCUUCUGCUGGUCUGCCUUCUUUAUACUCCAAUCAUACACGUUGAGAAGUUACCCAGCUGAGCUCUCCCUGACCACGCUGAUAUGCGCCAUGGGCGUCGCACAAAGCGGUGCUGUCGCCCUAGUCAUGGAGCACGAUACCAAGGCUUGGUCGAUCGGGUUCGACAUGAGGCUCUUCACGGCUGUCUACUCUGGCAUAAUGUGUUCAGGGGUUGCUUACUACGUGCAGGGGAUAGUGAUCAAGGAGAGGGGCCCGGUAUUUGUCACUGCUUUUAGCCCUCUCUGCAUGAUCUUAGUGACUGUGCUAGGCUCCUUCAUUCUUUCUGAGGUCAUCACCUUGGGAAGGGUGAUUGGUGCGUUAAUCAUUGUUAUUGGCCUCUACGCUCUUAUUUGGGGCAAGAACAAGGAGCAUGUGAAUCAAAUUGAUAAGGAAAACAAUUUUGAGAAGCAAAAGACUUUGGAGCUACCAUUCUCAACUACUGACGUAAACAAAACGAGCAGUCUCGGCAACAUUUAGGAGUUACUGAAGCAGCGUCAAGGAAUGAUUGAGGCAACCUGGCGACUUCAGUGUGCGUGUCUCCUGAUGUUUGCUGUUUUUUUUUUCCUUGGCUAUGUAUCGCACCCAUUGAUGUAAGGCUAGUAGCCUAGCAUGUAGUAUGUAUGUCGUCUAAUUGUUGUACAAGGUGCAAUGUUAGGCCGCUAUCGCUCAUUCUGCAAAUUUAUGGAACUGUCAAAUAAAACCACUAUAUAUUUUUGUUGA
Phragmites australis (common reed) is the source of this 1443-nucleotide messenger RNA. Its product is annotated as WAT1-related protein At1g44800-like. Gene Ontology annotation, molecular function: transmembrane transporter activity. NCBI's taxonomy places the organism in Eukaryota, Viridiplantae, Streptophyta, Magnoliopsida, Poales, Poaceae. The transcript has 7 exons. The coding region runs from base 106 to 1200 and encodes 364 amino acids. The record is from RefSeq and is a predicted model, not a curated record. Gene Ontology annotation, cellular component: plasma membrane.